Messenger RNA from Vanderwaltozyma polyspora DSM 70294, 969 nucleotides. RefSeq lists its product as uncharacterized. Gene Ontology annotation, biological process: nucleotide metabolic process. Bases 1 to 969 code for a protein of 322 amino acids. The record is from RefSeq and is a predicted model, not a curated record. Gene Ontology annotation, molecular function: ATP:ADP adenylyltransferase activity; ATP binding. The transcript has a single exon. Lineage: Eukaryota; Fungi; Ascomycota; Saccharomycetes; Saccharomycetales; Saccharomycetaceae.
AUGGUUUCCAAGAACGUUUUAGAGUUGGUCGAGGAGAAAUACGAUCAGGCUUUGAAAAAUGGUAAUUUGAUCUUCACUGAAACUAGUAUUGAUAAGUUAAAGGAUGGAGAAACUGGGAUGAAGUAUCAUGUUAGGUAUACCCCUAGUUUGAAUAAGAAGCCUGUGUCUGGUGAGGGUGAGAGCGAGGGGAAGAAGAAUCCUUUUGAAAACCCAGAAAAGGAGUUGAUUGUGUUGGAUGAUGUUAAUGGGGAUUCUAAAUUUCGUUUCUUGUUGAACAAAUAUCCAGUUGUUAAAAACCAUACUUUGUUGGUCACCAGUGAGUUUCAAAGUCAAAACUCUGCUUUGUCUCCUUCCGAAUUGAUCACUGCCUAUAGAUUGAUUAAUAGAAUGGAUGAUGAAGAUGAAGGUAGAAGAAAUAUGAUGUUUUACAAUUCAGGUUCUUUAAGUGGUUCUUCCCAAGAUCACAAGCAUUUGCAAUUCAUUCCUUUGCCAAGCAAUUUCAUCACUUUACAAGAUUCUCUGUGUUCAGGUAAAAGUCAUUAUUUGCCAACCUCAAGAGAGGAACCAUUACAAAAUGAAAAAGUUUCUUUUGCUCAUUUCACAGUACCUUUACCAGAAUCAUCUGAUGAUGUCGAUGAAGAUUUGUUAGCUAUGUGUUACUUCUCUUUGUUGCAGAGAUCAUUCACUUUUUUCCAAGAUUGGGCUGCUGAAAAACCAGAAUUACAAGGUAAUACUAGUUAUAACCUUUUAAUGACUAAAAGAUGGAUGUGUAUCGUCCCUCGUUCAAGCACUACUUCAAAAUCUUUGUCUUUGAAUUUCAACGCUACUGCGUACGCUGGUUUGAUCUUAGUCAAGGAUCAAGAAGUCCUAGAUAAAAUUAAAGGGGAUGCUCACAUCUUAGAUACUGCUCUAUUGGAAUGUGGAUUCCCUUCCACUGCUGGUCAAAAAACCAACGAAUACGACUAUUAG